AUGGCUCCCUCGCUGAUCACCCCACCUCCCAGCCGGUCUGGCGAGACACCAGCCAUCACUAACAACGCCUGCUACGACCAAGCGCAGGAAGUUGCCCAACCCGACGGCCACUGGAUAAGGCUGCCCGAAGCCCUGUUUUCGUCUAUCAUGGCCGUGGAGCCAGAGGUCAAUCCCUUGUACAAACAAUCCAAAGCUCUAUCAGAUGAAUGGCUGCAAACUGCAUUGCAGAUGAACGAAAAAACCGCCAGCAUCUGGAGCAGACUGGACAUUGCCUUCAUGAGCGCAAUUUGUGCUCCGCAUGCUGAUCUCGACACGUUAAAGCUCAUGAACGACUGGAAUGGGUGGGUUUUUGCAUUUGAUGACCCAUUUGACGAGGGCACAUUCGCCAACGACCCCAUCAAGGCAGCCGAAGAAGUCAUCUACACACUCUCGACGCUAGACAAUGUCCACCCAGUAGUGUCGCCUCAGGAGAACCCCCUACGCCAUACCCUACAGUCCUGCUGGAUGCGCUUCCGAGAACGAUCGAGCCCCGGCCUACAGUACCGAUGGAAGAAGCACCUAACCAUGUACUGUAUUGGCGUGCUACAGCAAGUUGGUGUCCAACACAGGGCUUCGAGACCAACCAUCGAAGAAUACAUGGAUAUGCGCGCCGGUUGCGUGGGCGCGUACCCCUGCAUAGGGCUCAUGGAAUUCGCUGAAGGAAUUGACCUGCCUCAAUACGUCAUGGACCAUCCCUCAAUGGAAGCCAUUUCACGAAUUACCUGCGAUCUGGUCACACUCCAAAACGACCUUUGCUCGUACCGAAAAGAUCUUAUCCAGGGUGAAGAGAGUAAUAUUAUCUUCAUCCUGAAGGAUCAAGGAAUGACCGAUCAGCAAGCUGUUGACCAGAUUGGCGAAAUGCUCUAUAACUGCUACAAAAGAUGGCAUGUCGCGAUACUUGAUCUUCCCUUUUGGGGAGAGGGUAUUGAUAGGGAUGUUAUAAAGUUUGUCAACGGCUGCCGCAACAUUGCCCUUGGCAAUCUACACUGGAGUCUGUAUACCUUUAGGUACCUGGGAACCGAGGGCCCAGAGGUGAAGAAGACACGCAUGAUGAAGCUCCCCUUUACAUCGAAACAGUUAAACUCUGUUCAAGGAAGCGAACUAGAGGGACGUAUGGAGUAUUGA
This is a messenger RNA of Fusarium sp. VM40, 1164 nucleotides long. The record is from the annotation of a GenBank genome assembly. Lineage: Eukaryota; Fungi; Ascomycota; Sordariomycetes; Hypocreales; Nectriaceae.